Messenger RNA from Culex pipiens pallens (northern house mosquito), 1032 nucleotides. It is a transcript of the gene Ppt2, whose product is annotated as lysosomal thioesterase PPT2 homolog. The record is from RefSeq and is a predicted model, not a curated record. Bases 126 to 983 code for a protein of 285 amino acids. Gene Ontology annotation, cellular component: lysosome. NCBI's taxonomy places the organism in Eukaryota, Metazoa, Arthropoda, Insecta, Diptera, Culicidae. The transcript is spliced from 3 exons. Gene Ontology annotation, molecular function: thiolester hydrolase activity.
CUGCUCUUCGGUGUUUAUUUCGUGCGUAGAAAGCUUACUGAAAGGUCACAACAAAGAGAGACUUCCGUGUGAAUGGUUUGACGAGAGUAAAUCUUUUAAUUUAGUUAGACAAUUGAGCAGCUAGAAUGUCAAAAUCGGUGCUAGUUUUAUUUAUAGUGCUUAGUUUAGGCUUCGCCAGUGCCUUUAAGCCGGUUGUGAUCAUCCACGGCAUCCUGACCGGGGCGGAAAGUAUGGUCAUAAUUCACGAAGAAAUACAAAGGUAUCAUCCGGGUACGCUGGUUUACAACACUGACCGAUAUGCUGGCUGGUCGAGCUUGGAGAAUGCGUGGCACCAGGUGUUUGAGUUCCAGAAUGACUUGCAGCAGAUUUGUAAGGACCAUCCGGAUGGGGUUAUUCUGCUCGGAUACUCCCAGGGAGGACUUAUGGCAAGGGCAGUUUUGCAGAUAUAUCCAGAUCACUGUGUAAAGAAGUUCAUAUCACUCAGUUCUCCCCAAGCUGGACAGUAUGGGACCGACUUUCUUCACCUAAUUUUCCCUUCACUGAUGGCCAAAACGGCCUACCAGCUGUUCUAUACGUACGUCGGCCAGCACACUUCGGUGGGAAAUUACUGGAAUGAUCCCCACCAUCAGGAUCUUUUCGAGCAAUUCAGUAUCUUUCUACCCUACAUCAACAACGAUCUUCCAUCGACCAACUCGAGUCAAUUCAGGGACACGCUGCUAAAGCUAGAUCAAAUAAUCCUGAUUGGUGGGCCCGACGAUGGAGUCAUCACGCCCUGGGAGUCGAGCCACUUCGGAUAUUACAACGGGACGGACGACGUGAUUCCGUGCAAGCAACGAAAAAUCUACCUCGAAGAUCGCAUCGGACUGAAGACGCUGGAUGAGGACGGUCGGUUGAAGCUGAUCACGAUGGCCGGGGUGAAGCAUUUUGAUUGGCAUUUGAACGUGGAUGUGAUUCGGAAAGUUAUUCUGCCAUAUCUUGACUAAACGGUGAUGUGCUCUUAUAUUAUUGUGUAUGUUUUGUAUGUAUUUGUUC